AUGGCUCUUCUUCCAGGGGUCAUUUGUGCAGAUGAUGAAUGUGGCAUGUGCUUGAAGUUUUAGGAAACUGUGACCUUCAAGGACGUGGCUGUGGUCUUCACCGCGGAAGAGCUGGCGCUAUUGGACUCCACCCAGAUAAACCUGUACCAAGACGUGAUGCUGGAGAACUUCAGGAACCUGGUCUCUGUGGGAGACAGGAUUAAAAACAACAUUUCGAACCUUCAGGAAAAAGGGUUGAGUUACCUCUCACCAGAAGUGCUCUACUUUUGGCAGAUUUGGAAACGAAGGAUCAGUGAAUUGAGUGUGAGUCAGGAUUAUGUCAUGCAUCUUCAAGGAGAUUGUCCCCAAUAUUUAGAAGGAGAUGUUUCCCUCUGUGAAGAGUGGGCAAAAGUGUCUGAAAAUGAAGGGUAUGUAAUACAUGCCAUUAAUUUAGAAAACCAAGACAUCACAGCUCGGAAAGGCCUGGCACAGGUCCUUACCCCAGAAUCUUGGAAGAAAGCCAACAUAAUGAUUGAGCCUGAGAAUUCUCAGGGAAGGUACAAGAGAAUUCAUAUGGAAGAGAAAUUGGAUGGAUGUGCUCAGUGUGAUGACAGCUUCUUUCAGACCUCACGUGAUUGUAAUGAUUUCCAAGAAUGUAGAGGAGAGGAACCUUACAGAUACACCGGCUGUGGGAAACAUUUGGUUAUGAAGUCAGCAGUCAAACACAGUCACGUGGUCUAUGCAGUGCGGCAACCUUUCAGGUGUAAUAACUAUAGAAUGGGUUUCAUAGAUGAUGCAAAUGCUCAUGUUCAUCACAGCACUCACGCAGGAGAAAAAUCUUGUAAAUAUGACCAGUGUGGAAAGGACUUUAGUCAGAGCUCAGGACUUACUGUUCACUAUAACACCCACUCAGGGGAGAAAACUUGUGAGGGUCAGGAGUGGGCUAAGGGCUGCAAACAGAGCUCAGACCUUCCCAGGAAUCAGAAAGGCCCCUUGGGAGACAAACCCUAUAAAGGCAUUGAAUGUGGCAAGCGCAGUUCUUCUCUUCACAACCAUCACCGAGUCCACACGGGGGAGAUGCCCUACACGUGUGACAUGUGUGGGAAGGGGUUCGGAUUCAGGUCGCUUCUGUGUAUCCACCAGGGAGUCCACACAGGGAAAAGGCCCUAUAAUUGCACAGAGUGUGGGAAGAGCUUCGAUCAGAGCUCCAGACUUCUUGUCCAUCAGAGGGUCCACACUGGAGAGAACUACAAAUGCAGCAAGUGCAGCAAAUGCUUCGGCUCCAGCUCCGUCCUCCAAGUCCACUGGAGGCUGCACGUGGGGGAGAAGCCUUAUAGGUGUGGCAAGUGUGGAAAGGGCUUCAGCCAAAGCACACACCUGCACAUUCACCAGAUCCACACAGGGGAGAAACCCUACAAAUGUGACGUGUGCAGGAAGGCUUUCUCCUACAGCUCGUUUCUGCGCACUCACCGGAGAGUUCACACGGGAGAAAAGCCUUACAUGUGCCAAGUGUGCGGUAAGGACUUCAGUUACAGCUCCUAUUUUCACUUACAUCAGAGAGAUCACACCCGAGAGAAACCGCAUGCAUGUGAUGAGUGUGGGAAGGUCUUCACUCGGAACUCCGAUCUUCACACUCAUCUCAGAGUCCGCACAGGAGAGAGGCCCUGUAAGUGUAAAGAAUGCGGGAAGGGCCUCGGUCGUAACUCUUAUCCUCUUGCCCGUCAGACAGCACAUGGGGAUGAGAUGGACCAUGCAUGUCGUGAGCCUGGCAAGGCUCAGGAAAUAUGUAGCUCAGACCUUCGUACUCAGCCAAGACUGCACAAGAGAACAGAAACAUUAUAAAUGUAGUCAGUCUGUUCAAUCAGGAAAACAGAAGCCACUUAUGUGUUCCAGAUGACAGAGGCUUACUCAGCCAUUGGGAGGGCCGGGGGGAGCAAAGGACAGGGACAUGACGAGCCGUGAGGUCAGCUGGCAGCA
Molecule: messenger RNA, 1956 nt
Organism: Lagenorhynchus albirostris (white-beaked dolphin)
Lineage: Eukaryota; Metazoa; Chordata; Mammalia; Artiodactyla; Delphinidae
Gene: ZNF285
Product: zinc finger protein 285
Biological process (GO): regulation of DNA-templated transcription
Source: RefSeq, a predicted model, not a curated record